Molecule: messenger RNA, 2398 nt
Organism: Spirodela intermedia
Lineage: Eukaryota; Viridiplantae; Streptophyta; Magnoliopsida; Alismatales; Araceae
Source: the annotation of a GenBank genome assembly
AUGGAAGGGGAAGAGGCAAGUGCAGCACCAGAUUCUGGUGGGCCUUCUGAGACAGACCUUCCAGGAUCACCGCAAGCUCCCUCCGAGAUUGCAAUGGUUGAUGCGAUUCCAUAUGUUGGGCAAUCUUUUCGCAGCGACGAUGAAGCUGAAGAAUUUUAUUGCAAUUUUGCCAGGAAAAAUGGCUUCUCAAUCAGACGGGAGCGCUCAAAGGGAAACCAGACACACCCUCUGGGUGUGUAUAAGAGGGAGCUAGUCUGUCAUCGUGCGGGCUUGAAUCUGCCCAGGAAAACAGCAGAUUUGAAACGCCAGAGAAAUAAGAAAUCCUCACGAUGCAACUGUGAGGCCCAAAUGGUUAUAAAGAAGGAUGUAAAGUCUGGACUCGCACAGUGGGUAGUUGUCCAGUUCAGCAAUGUCCAUAACCACGAGUUGUUGGAUAGCAAUGAAGUGAGAUACCUUCCUGCCUACCGUAACAUCUCAGCUGUUGACCGCGAACGCAUACUGGCUCUCUCAAAGGCAGGCUGCAAUGUCCAUCUUAUAAUGAGGGCGCUUGAAUUGGAAAAGGGAGUAAAGCCUGGUUCAUUGACAUUUACAGAGAGGGACCUUAGGAAUUUCCUUCAGUCGUCCAAGAACCUUAAUGAAGAGAAUGAAGGAGCAGAGCUUCUGAAGGUCUGCAAGUCCAUGAAAGAGAAGAACCCAGACUUCCGCUAUGAUUAUACACUGGAUGAGAGCAACAAGCUCGAGAACAUUGCUUGGUCUUAUGGGGAGUCCAUUAGUGCAUAUAAGGUAUUUGGAGAUGUUGUCGUCUUUGACACAUCAUAUCACCUGUAUGCAUACAAUAGACCCCUUGGUGUCUGGCUUGGUGUAGACAACCAUGGGAAUACGAUAUUUUUUGGCUGUGUUAUCUUGCGUGAUGAAACUUCACACUCAUAUACAUGGGCAUUGCAGGUCUCCAUUCCCCUUCAUCAUGCAAUUUUCGUUUAUAAUGUAAUGACAUUUUUUUUAAAAGUUAAGUGUCUUGAUUCUUGGUUUUGGUCAUAUUUGUAUGUAGUCUUUCAUGCACCUUAUGAAUGGAAGGCUGCCUCAGACAUUAUUCACCGAUCUGGACUUGGAACUCACAGAUGCUGUACUGCGCGAAUGGCCAUUCACGAAGCAUGUUUUCUCAAUAUGGCAUGUUCUGUCCAAGUUCCCCAGUUGGUUCUCAGCUCUUACUUACCGCUAUGAAAAGUUCAAGUCCGAGAUACAUAGAUUAUAUUACUUGGAUACAGUGGAAGAAUUUGAGCACAACUGGCAACAUAUGGUUAUGGAAUUUGGGCUUAUGACAGAUAGACACAUUAAUCUACUUUUCUCUCACAGGGCAUCCUGGGCUUUACCAUAUUUAAGAGGGUCUUUCUCUGCUGGAUUGAAUACAAUCGGGGUUUCAAUGUCAAUAACUUCUUUCUUCAAGGAAUUUUUGAACUCAAAAACACGUCUAAAGGACUUUGUUGAACAGGUACAUUCUUCAUAACUGUUACACUUUUUAUACCAUAGAAAUCAUGAAAAGGAAAAUAUUUUUGGACACUUGCAGGUGUGUCUGGCGGUUGAUUUCCAAAGUCAAGCAGCAGAAGAGGCAAUCAUCAGGCAGAAGUUUCAGACUGUAAAGAUGAAGACAUGCAUGCCAAUGGAGGAUAAUGCAUCAACCAUUCUUACUCCUUAUGCUUUUUAUGUUUUACAAAAUGAGAUUGUACUGUCUAUGCAGUAUGCCGUUUUUGAAACAGAGAAGGAUAACUACCUUGUUCGGCACCAUUUGAGAACGGAUGGAGGGCAAAUAGUGAGGUGGACGCCUCUUGAAGAAGAGGUCCAUUGCAGCUGUAAGCAGUUUGAGUGCUCUGGAGUAUUAUGUGGGCAUGCCAUUAGGGUUCUGUCGCUGAAGAACUACUUCUUCCUCCCAGAGAGGUACUUGCCCGUCCGCUGGCGGCUUGAGAGCUCACUCUUCCCCAAAAGCAAAGGGAACAAUUAUCGUUCUCAGUCACUCCGUACCCUCGCUACGAUGCUCAUCCAAGAAUCAACGAUGACAAAAGAGAGAUUCAGUUAUGCACAGGCGCAGAUGAACAAGCUUCUUAUGUAUGUAAAAUGCAUGCCAACCAUUGAUGGAAUCGCCUUCACCAUGCCCGUCGUUGAUUCAACAGCCAACUGUACUGCUGGAGUUGAUUGCAUUACAGCAGUGGACUCAGUGCUGAGUGAUUGUCAGCCCAACCCCAUUGUGAAUGCUUCCCAGGCCAAUAAGUGGCGAAAGAGACUAAAGAAGAGGGUUGUCACAAAGGAAGCUUCAGAGGUGGUUGAAACUGUAAAUGGAGCUUUGGCAGAGGUGGUUGAGACGGCAAGUGGGCCUUUGAGGCAAGUUGAUAAUGAAGGGGACUGA